AACGAUGUUCAACUUAAGCUCUACACAUUGAUAAGAGAUAUGGUGAUAACGAUGGACAUAUGUGUCGUUUGGCAUUAUAUUUAGGCUGUACUUUUCAUAAUAUAACUCUUUGGUUAAAUAACGUCGUUAAAAUGUCGAAGAUUUGCGUUUGGGAAAUCGUAUUUUUUUUUACUUCUUAAUGAAAACUCGAGGGCUGCAAUUGAAUGUCCCCAACGAAUGACGUGAGCGACGGUGGCGCUGCUGCGGCCGUCCGCCCGAACUAACGACAGUAGUCAAGAAUCGGCCGUAGUGUACGUGAGGCCGAGCGGUGUGUUAUCGCGAUUUUUCACGAAAAUGGCCAACGACAUCAAUUCAGAACUCAAAAACAAACACUUUCCAAUAAACCAGUUAGUAUGUGUCGGAAACUAUCAGCUGGAAAAGACGAUCGGAACGGGAAAUUUUGCUGUGGUAAAACUGGCCACACAUGUAAUAACGAAGACCAAGGUUGCCAUAAAAAUAAUAGACAAAGCGCGAUUAGAUGAAGAUAAUUUGAAAAAGACAUUUCGUGAGAUUGCCAUCAUGAAGAGAAUGAGACACCCGCAUAUUGUUAAAUUAUAUCAGGUGAUGGAAAGCGCACACACAAUAUACCUAGUCACAGAAUACGCCUCUAACGGGGAAAUAUUUGACCAUUUGGUAUCAAAAGGCCGCAUGCCGGAGUCGGAAGCGGCGCGCAUCUUCGCCCAGAUGGUUGCUGCGGUUGGGUACUGCCACUCGCGCGGCGUCGUACACCGCGAUCUCAAAGCAGAGAAUCUACUGCUGGAUCGGGACAUGAAUAUAAAGUUGGCAGAUUUUGGGUUUAGCAACGAAUACAGUGCGGGUGCAACACUAGCCACGUGGUGCGGCAGUCCGCCCUACGCCGCGCCCGAACUCUUCGAGGGGCGACACUAUAACGGCCCUAAAGUGGACAUAUGGUCACUAGGCGUGGUGCUGUAUGUGAUGGUGUGCGGAGCCCUGCCCUUCGACGGCAGCACGCUCAGUGACCUGCGCAAUGUCGUUCUCAGCGGGAAGUUCCGGAUACCAUACUUCAUGUCUCAAGAAUGCGAGCACCUGAUCCGGCACAUGCUGGUGGUGGAUCCGGAGAAGCGGCUGUCGCUGCGCGGUGUGGCGCGACAUCGCUGGCUGGCCGCACAUCAGCCCGGCCCCGGACCUGGCAUGCCUGAUGCGUCAGAGGGUGCGUGCACGUGUCACUCCGGCGUGGAGGAGGAGCCGGCGGCGGAGGGCGCGCAUCAUCACAAAGUGUUGGCGCACAUGCAGGCGCUGCCGGGACUCACCGCAGACCUCGUGCUACAGUCAGUGCAGGAGGAACGUUUCGACCACAUAUCAGCUAUCUACAACUUGCUGCUGGACAAGCUGCGCCGGCGCACCACGCACAGGAACAGUAUGCAUAGAGACUCGCUGGAUUCUAACAGAAGUCAGCCGUUGGAUCUCACUAGCUGUAAGAACACAGAGGAUGAACAAAUGGAGGCAGAGGAGUGCAGCUCUCAGGAAUGCCUCGUGUCAAUACCCUGCGAGCCUGUCGACUACGUCAUGGACAGAGACGAUAACUUGGAGAAGUUUGGAGAGUGCGGCACUCCCGCGGCUGAGGAGCGGCCAGCCCCGCCCCCGCCAUCCACGCGGCGACACACCGUCGGCCCCGGGGACUGUCGGCAUGCACAGCCCAGCGAGUUGUCGGGAUGCGGUGCGGCGUCUGCGGACCUCCGCCCCGCCCCGCUCUGCGUGUCCGCACACUUCAAUCAACAAGCAUCACCUAACGUAUCCCUGCUGCCGAACACCAACCUGGCGGCCAAGCUGCCGGCGGUGCAGCACCAGCCGCCUCGAUACUUCAGCGUCAAGGACCAGCAUCUGCUCAAGCCGCCGCAUGCCAUGCAGACACAUGCGUCGUCGUUUGGUCGUCGUGCGUCAGACGGCGGAGCGCACGUGCCGCGCGGUGCUGAGCGCGCCUGCUGCCGCUCCGCACCAGCACAUCAUGUAUCAGACAGCGGCACACCAGCGCGGCAGGAGGACGUCGAGCGCACGGAGGACCAGCCCACUGACUCUCUCUACAACACCAACUUGUCUAGAUACAUGCAGAGUCGUGGCAGCAGCAAGCGACAUACAAUAGUGACGGCAGAGGACGCCGCUAACGUCGUCACCUCCACCUCCUGUAUAGGACCUAUGACGAGCACCUCUCCCUCUUCAACAGCCAACAUCAGAAUGAGACGGACAGGUCUCCUCACUGUCACGGAACGACCGCCCGUUAUAAGUCCAGAGCUGGUUAUGGAAGUUGAGCGGCGAAUGAACAGGAAUUAUUUACCACCUUCGAUACAAGGUGGUUACCAAUACCAAAACCAAUCAGGGUACCAAAGUCCACCAACUGGUACGAACCCGACACAAAGCGUACCGCAAACUCCCGCACAGGGUUCGAUUACAGCUGGUACACCGAACUAUUCGAACCAAACUCAGAGUAACCAGAAAAUGAUACCUUCCUUGGAAACGAUACCACAAGGCAGUAUGAUAGGGAGAAAGGGGUCAAUUGUGUCCGGUACGCCGGUUACCAAUCAAGCCGCUUCUCCCUACACUCCUCCAAAUGGACCAUUCUCCCCCAACCACGGCUCACUAGCACAAAACAAUCAAAAUACAAUAAUAACCGAAAACCCCAACACUACUCCGAAAUUCGAUACAUUUAACAAUGAUUAUAAUUUCAUGAAUAAUGUAAUAAGAUUUUUAAACAAUACAAAUGUGACAUCAAAUUUCUCAAAUAACUUCGGUUCGAUAACAAGUGGUACGCCAAUGGCGUACCAAAACCAGAAUGUGACAGGAUCGAUCACAAGCGGUACGCCAAUCGGAAAUUACCAGAGUCAAAGUAUGGGUUCUAUUAGUUGCGGUCAAACGCAAUCGAUUAGUGGGUCCGGUACGUCCGGGUCUGUGAGCGGGUCCGGUAUACCCAGCGGGUCUAUAACAGCCGGUACGCCGUGCCAAGUGCAGCCGACGCCGGGUGCCGCGUAUAAUCAAACGCAAUACAACAGACAACGCAAGUACUCCGGACCUCAAAGGGUCAAACUACAAAUGUUAGCUACCGUACAGGAAAUGGCGCGAGAGCACGCGGAACGUUACUCCCCCGUACGACGUGCUGAGAGCUCCCCCCCGCGCGCCGCACACGACCUCGCCUCCGCCCGCCUCGAGUACCAGCAGCUACAGCGCGGCCUGGAACGAAGAAGUGGUGCGGCCGCGGCCGGCGCCUCCCCUCCCCGCCCCGACAGCCGUCUGCACACACCCAACACAUCUGUGCCUGGUUCCCCGCGACACUGCGGCGCCCCGCCCCCGCUGGACCUGAGCGUGCUCAGCGUGGAGGCGGCGCGCGCCGUGCUGUGUGCUGCUCGCGCUCUGCCCGACACCGCCGCCGCAGACCUCCCGCGCACUCUACUCCUUACACAGGACCUGGCUCUGAAAAUGGGAAUCAACCUGCACAACCUAUGCUCGCCCCAUGUGAACAUAUCUCAGGAGAUAGUGCAGGCGCUGCACGCGCACGGACUGGCACUGCUGCCGGGCCACGUGUCCCCCGCCAGCCCCGGCUCACCGCUGCACCAGAUCACGGAGGGCCUCAGCUACCUGCACACCGGCUCCAUCACGCGCGGCACCCCCCAGCCGACCGCCACGCCCCUCGACCUGCGCAGCAACCUCGACGUGGACCCCGCCCAGUACCCCCAGCUGCACCCCAUGGUGCACCCCCAGAUACACAUGGUCACCCACCGCUCCCUCAACAACUCCCCCAUAUCCAACCCCGGCUCGCCCCUCGACAUGAUACAGGAGGAGAUCGGCAACGGGAGUCACAACGGCGACACCAAAAUUUUCACUCACGAAAUGAGAAACAUCCAGUUUCCGAGCUACGUGUCCAGUCAUCCGCAGAUCAGUUUGACCGACUGUCUGGGCUCGGAGAUCACCUUGGUCGCCUCCUCCUCGGAGGACAGCGUCGAUAGUUUGGAGAACGCCAAGUACCCUCUGCCGCAGUUCGUGAUAUCGGAGCCCUCCGACCUGGACCACCGACCCUCGAUCACCAAGGGGAUCGGGAGAAAGGUGAGCCAGGAGAACGAACCGUCGCAGAGGGAGGUGCCCAAAGAUCUGGAAUUGCACCUGGAUAAAGAUACGGAGAUGCAUUCCCCCAAGGAGAGCGUAGACGAGACCAAUCGGUUUCUCACGGAAGACUUGACGUAUUUGAGACGAGGCAGCGACAAGUCUCUGGGCUUCAGUGAUGACUCCCUAAGCAAUGACUCCGCGAACGCGUCUCCCAACUGCGAGCAGAACAUACAGUCAAUAUACUCGAAUAUCAUAUCAGUUAGUUCAGGAUUUAGUGAAAACCGGGGAAGUUUUUCGGAGCACAGGGAAUCAUUCUCCUUUUCGGAUAGGGGAAGUUUCUCUGAACGGGGAGACUUUGGCAGAUCUUCCUUCUCAGAACGGAGUGACUUUGGUAGAGGAAGCUUUUCAGAAAAGGGGGAAACUCCUCGAUCAUCUUUCUCCGCUCAAGGAGUACUCGGGGAGGUGAAAGAGUACAAUGAGGAUGUGUGCAUGCCGCGUGAUAGUAGUAGAUACUUUGAUAAAUGCGAAGACCAACCUCGGCAGGAGGAGAUCGAGAAGCUGCAGAGGUCUACUAUGGAUCUACGUUUGACGGAGAUCUGCAGACCAGAGGAGCAGAGAAUACCAAUAUUAUUGAGUCCUCAAGAGAUUUCCUGCUUUCAAGAGUACAUAGAAGUCGCACUAUCUACAGUUUGUUCUCAACUUGACUCACAUCGGAUAGUAGAAUUACUAAAGGAGACAAUAAAUACGAGAGUUCCACCUCAGAACAUCUUCAUUGAAACUGGAGAUCAGAAAGAGAAGCAUAAUGAUACAGAAGCAUUAACCGGUUUCCUAAAUCUGGAAUAUUCCGGUGGAAUCCAGAUUGAACUGAUUAUAUGCGAGAAUAAAGCAAAAGAAAAGAAAGGAUUAAAAAUGAGACGGAUUUCUGGUGAUCAGAGAGAGUAUGGGAAACUUUGCCAGCAAUUAAUCACCAGUUUGACUGUUUAAUUGUCAACUAUGAGUUUCCACUGCCGAAAUACUUGUAUAGAAACAUAUUAUCGUCUCUUUUCUUCAUAUUGAAUAAGACAGAGAUGUUUACAUACAAGUAUUGUGGAAUUUCUCAGUUUAAAUAUCAUUAAGAUCCAAUUGUUAUAAAUGUUGGAAUCUAAGUCCAAAAUGUACAAGCAAUUUUAAUACUUAAGUGAAAGGAUAAAGAAUCUAUAUUCGUAUAGAUAAAUUUUUAAUAUCAUUUUUAUUCCAAUAUGUCGUUGAAAUUUGUGAUAAUUAUUGUUUGAUUUGCAUUUAUGCGAUUUGUUAUUUUGUAUGCGUUGUAAGCGAUGACGUCAUACUGUGGCUUGAGCGGGAAAAUAUCUAUUUUACACAUAUUUAAAAAAAGAACGAAAGAAUAAAAAACCUCGUAAUUAAAAAGAAAAAAAAACA
Molecule: messenger RNA, 5508 nt
Organism: Papilio xuthus (Asian swallowtail)
Lineage: Eukaryota; Metazoa; Arthropoda; Insecta; Lepidoptera; Papilionidae
Product: Salt-inducible kinase 3
Exons: 23
Coding region: 334-5076 (1580 amino acids)
Biological process (GO): protein phosphorylation; microtubule cytoskeleton organization; intracellular signal transduction
Cellular component (GO): cytoplasm
Molecular function (GO): ATP binding; tau-protein kinase activity
Source: RefSeq, a predicted model, not a curated record